UUGAGACGAAUUUGUAGUGUUUUAUAUGAACCUAUCAUAGAAUGACUGUGAGAGAACGAUCGGAAGGACCAACGCGUCACGAAUAUUCACGGGCGGUUUUUACCGGGAACUUUGCCAUCUUGCAAGAAUUCUUGCUAGAAAAGGAAAGUUUUUUUUGGAGCGUGCUCCGUUUGGUUGACUUUUUACUAAGAGGCUUCAGUCAAGUUGCGUUUGCAAAUAAUCCAAUUAGUGGGCUAUUGAUAACGAUUUCUUUAGCAGUUAGUUCCCCAGGCACGUUACUCUUCUCAGCGGCUACCGGCCUUUUAGGUCUUCUUUUAUCUGUGUUGAUACAGGAAUCGCAAGAUAUUAUCGCAAAUGGGUUAACGGUGUUCAACCCACUGUUAGUCGGUGCUGUGUCCUAUAGUUUAGUACCAAACAUCUAUGGACCAUUUGACAGUUUCAGUAUACUUUUGAUUACUUUGACGACGAUACUCAGUGUUUACCUGGCCCGGUCUCUAAGAAACAAUAAGUUACCAUCCACAGCGUGGCCGUUUAAUCUGGUUGAAUUUGCGUUGCUCUUUGUCCUGUAUACCAAAGACAAUGGACUUGAUACGAUGGAGAAACUGCAUCCAGUUACGACAAUGGACAAUGCAACAAGUGAUGCGACGACAGGCAAUGUCAGUUUCAUCGGAGAAAAUGCAACGGGGGUCCACAUUGACUGGGGAAUGAUGUUUCAUGGCGUCAUGGUAUCAGCGUCGCAGGUGCUCGCAGUUGAAAGCGUUGUUACUGGUUCCAUCGUUUAUCUAGCUGUUCUACUUUUUUCCCCAACAACGGCUGGCUUUGCUUUUUUGGGCUCUCUGCUCGGCUCAUUGACAGGUUUAAUGCUUGGUGUAGAUGUUAACGAAAUAUACACGGGUUUAUGGGGUUUCAAUACUUUUCUAACAGCUGCUGCAUUAGGAGGAACCUUCUUUGCACUUAAUGGACAGACAAUUAUGGCCACAAUUUUAGCCACUGUAUACACAACGAUCGUACAGUAUUCAGUAUUGUUCUUCUUUAAAGGGUUGAAAUUGCCGGUAUUAUCGCUACCGUUUAUCCUGGUGGUUUCUUUGUUUCUGAAAUUAAGAGAAGAUCCAGAAGAUAAAACUUUCCCGCAACCACCAUCCAUUUCUUCCUCGCAGAAACAAUGUCGGGAUUAUCUUGCCAACCAACGGAUGCUUAUUCAGCAAGUAUAUGAUCCUGAAAAUAUAGAAGAUAUUAAAGAUUUAAAACAUAAGGCUACACUCGACGUUUAA
Molecule: messenger RNA, 1271 nt
Organism: Eufriesea mexicana
Lineage: Eukaryota; Metazoa; Arthropoda; Insecta; Hymenoptera; Apidae
Product: urea transporter 1
Exons: 10
Coding region: 42-1271 (409 amino acids)
Biological process (GO): urea transmembrane transport
Cellular component (GO): membrane
Molecular function (GO): urea transmembrane transporter activity
Source: RefSeq, a predicted model, not a curated record